This is a messenger RNA of Plodia interpunctella (Indianmeal moth), 1646 nucleotides long. RefSeq names its product retinol dehydrogenase 13-like. Bases 451 to 1389 code for a protein of 312 amino acids. Lineage: Eukaryota; Metazoa; Arthropoda; Insecta; Lepidoptera; Pyralidae. The transcript has 7 exons. The record is from RefSeq and is a predicted model, not a curated record.
GACCGCUCGAAGUCCUCGUGGACAGCCAUCUCCUUGAAAUGCUGCCUUAUCUCACCCAGCAGUGGACCUUCAAUGUUUAGUAAAUUUUUAUUACUAAGACUCCAUUUUAAUUGGGAUACAAAAUCUAUUUACAACAGCUACUAUCUGAAAUUGCCACAGAAACUGACAUAAAAAAUUUGAAAGUAAGAAGAAAAGAACAUAGCAUAGGGGACCGGAUAAUUUUCCUGAAAAUAUUGGGCCCUACAAAGAAUAUGGACUGAAGCUGAAUCUGGAAGAACAAGAAAUGGAGGUGCUGAUGAGAGAGCCAAAUAUACUGGGUUUGAUAAAGACAACAAAGUCUCCACCCAGGCAAGCACUCCAGAAUCAUGUUAUUUUGAGGUUACUGAGCCAGUGAACAAAUACUCUGAUAAAAAUAGUCAGAUAAGUAUUUACCACUUAACUACUACCACAAUGCCUUUCUUCAGUGGUCGUUGUUAUAGCACAGCCAGACUGGUUGGAAAAACGGUUGUAAUAACUGGCUGUAAUACGGGUAUUGGAAAAGAAACAGCGAUGGACUUUUACAAAAGAGGUGCGAAAAUAAUAAUGGCAUGUCGUAGUUUAGAGAGGGCAGAAGAAGCAAAGAAAGACAUCGAGAAUAAAUGCAAGGAUUUACCAGAUACCGGUAAAUUAGUUGUGGUGAAGUGUGAUCUGAUGUCAUUGAAAUCUGUACGAGAAUGUGCACAGAAUAUUUUAGCAGCAGAACCACAGAUCAAUAUUCUAGUCAACAACGCAGGAAUAAUGAUGUGCCCUAAAGGAAAGACUGAAGACGGUUUCGAUAUUCAAUUUGGAACCAAUCAUUUGGCACAUUUUCUAUUUACAAUGCUUCUUUUACCGCGUAUUAUUAGAAGUAAACCAGCUCGGAUUGUUACCGUUUCAUCAAAAGCACACACUAGAAGAGGAUUGAAUUUAGACGACUUAAAUUACGACACCCGAACAUAUAGUGCUGUUGAAGCCUAUUGUCGCAGUAAACUUGCUAACGUAUUGUUUUCAAAAGAAUUAGCUGCUAAAUUGAAGGAACACCAAAUCGAAGAUGUGAACACAUACAGUCUGCACCCCGGGGUAAUAAAGACAGAGUUGGGGCGCCAUCUAAACGACACAAUAUUUCCGUAUGCGCGACAGAUCUUUGGCGCGCUUGCUGGCCCAUUUACAAAAUCGCCGGAGCUGGGCGCACAAACCACAAUAUAUUGCGCAGUUGACGAGAAGUGUGCCAAUGAGACUGGCUUGUAUUACAGCGAUUGCCAGGUGACGAGUCCUUCACAAAUGGCUCAGAGCGAUGAGAACGCCAAAAAGUUGUGGGAGCUUUCGCAAAAGUUGGUCGGGCUCGACUUCGAUCCGUUCCGAGAGGCCUAGGACCUAGCUGCACUGCACAUUUGUGUAAUUAUUAAUAUUUAGGUAUUAUUUUGCAGUUGGUGAACGAGUAUUGUACUUAGUAUAUUUAAUAUAAAUACAAAUUAUAAUAAUAUAUAACUUGUAAAAAAGUACGCCUUUUGAAUAUGGAAUCCUUAUCAAAGCAUUACAUUGUCAUAGUUAAUCACCGUAGGUGUACAGACAUUUAAAUGAGAAUACACGGAAAAAAAUGUGAAAAAAUAUAAUUUAUUUAAUAUGUA